Messenger RNA from Ectocarpus siliculosus, 1156 nucleotides. Lineage: Eukaryota; Phaeophyceae; Ectocarpales; Ectocarpaceae. The record is from the annotation of a GenBank genome assembly.
GAUUGACCUCUAAUUCGCAGCACAUGGCCGCUCUCAAGACGCGUGCCUCGCCCCCGAUAAGGUGCUGGGGUGCGUGGGCUACACCGCGAGCCGCGCUAGCCUUGCAGGAGCAGCAUAGGGUCCGCGAUAGAUCGAUAGCCAGAGUUCCCAUCUGCCACUGUAACCGCCGGAACAGCAGUGGUAGUGGUAGCAGUGUUAGUGCUGGGGCGGGGACUUGUUUACCUCUACGUCGGAACGAAGCAGCAGCGUCCGCUUCAACAGGAGAGACGAGGGGCCGAGUGGGAUGGGGCGGCAGCGGGCCCGUGGUGCUGGCAAUGUCCACUGCCGCUUCGAGCGAGGGCAAUGAGGGCCACGGCGACGUGUGGAGAGAUUCGGCACUCAGAUACGCCGGGUACGCCAACGAGGUCGGGGAGUCGUUCCGCAAUAUCGCACCCAGGCUGGUCGUACCGUCAUACGCUGUCAGCAUUGCCUACGUCUGCGGAGACACAGUUGACAAGGCUUACAAGGACUACACGAACGGGAAAGGCAUGGUGACCGUGGGAAAGACGGGCCUCGACGUUCUGCUAUGGCAGUCGCUCGCGAGCGUUGCUGUGCCGGGCUUGACCAUCAACAUUGCGGUAAAGGCGGCGAGUGCUGCGAUGGCCAGCGAUCACACGAAGAGCCUCUUGCCAAAGCUGGCGAGAAAGUGGGUGCCUACCGCUGUGGGGUUGGGAAUAAUCCCCUUCAUUGUUACCCCUAUCGAUGACGCCAUAUCGUGGGGAAUGGACAAAACCGUUCGAACGUGGCUCGCUUAAACAAGAGACCAUGUAGUUUAACUCAUUUGGUUGUAACCCUGGAACUGCAGCUAGUUUUGAUAGCUGCCUUCCAUGCUGCACUCUGUCUGGAUAGGGUUCCUCACCCACAGCGCUCUCACAUGUGCCUCGAGUGUUCUCUUUAAAUUCGGCCUCCCCAAGUAGUCUGUUGGUGUUGUCAGGUGUGCAGUAAUGUUCUGAUAGGUCCCUUGAUCCUGUUUGUUAGUUUCUUGUCCGAGGAUAAAUAGUGUAUGGGCUCGGGAAAAUAUGGUGUAAAUCGUUGGGUACCACCCACUGACGCGGAUCGCUUGCAAGACAACUUGACGCUGCAUGAUCUAUAUUUGGCGGAUUGAGUACCGUGCAAU